Molecule: messenger RNA, 2440 nt
Organism: Tarenaya hassleriana
Lineage: Eukaryota; Viridiplantae; Streptophyta; Magnoliopsida; Brassicales; Cleomaceae
Product: probable E3 ubiquitin-protein ligase ARI7
Exons: 16
Coding region: 313-2004 (563 amino acids)
Biological process (GO): positive regulation of proteasomal ubiquitin-dependent protein catabolic process; protein polyubiquitination; ubiquitin-dependent protein catabolic process
Cellular component (GO): cytoplasm; ubiquitin ligase complex
Molecular function (GO): zinc ion binding; ubiquitin conjugating enzyme binding; ubiquitin protein ligase activity
Source: RefSeq, a predicted model, not a curated record
UUUUUGUUUCUUUGCCUUUUUAUAAGGUGGGUUACUCCAGCAAUUGAACAUUAGCUCCAUUUCAAGAACCGCGAACCCAAAGAUCCCAGCGUCGUCGAAUGUCGUAAAUUUCGAUCCUUUCCCCAGUUUCGUAUCAAAUACGCAUCCUUUUGCCCUGUGAUUGUUCGUCUCCCGACCGAUUUUCUCUCCACCAAAGUAGGAUACUUUGUUCGCGAAUCCAAACCCUAGCUUGCCCAGAGGGGAGGGUUUCUUGAAAUUCUUCCAAUUUCUUAUCUUUCGCGGUUGUUUUCUCUCUUUGGGUGUUGACCGAUCAUGGAUUCCGAGGAUGAUAUGCUCGAUGCGCCUGAUAUGGACUCGGGGGAGGAUGAUUUCUACAGCGGCGGGACCGAGGACUACGAUGACAGCGAUGAUGCGGAACCCGAUUAUGGGUUCGUUGAGGAAGACGCCGACGACUCCGCUAUGAUCGCCUCGCAUCGCUCUCAGAAAAGUUAUGCUGUUCUUAAGGAAGAAGAUAUCCGCAUGCAUCAGAAGGAUGAUAUCGAGAGAGUCUCUAUGGUCCUGUCCAUAUCUGCAGUUGAAGCUAGCAUUCUACUUCGUCACUAUCACUGGAGUGUUGGUAAAGUUCAUGAUGAAUGGUUUGCAGACGAAGAAAGAGUUCGGAGGACUGUUGGCCUAUUGGAAAGACCUGUUUUUCCACCUUCAGAUGAUGGAGAAGUUACAUGUGGAAUCUGUUUUGAAUCCUACCCUCCCGAGAAAAUUGCAUCGGCUUCUUGUGGCCAUCCUUUCUGCACGACAUGCUGGACAGGUUACAUAAGCACAACAAUCAAUGAUGGGCCUGGAUGUUUGAUGCUGAGAUGUCCUGAUCCAUCUUGUCCUGUUGCUGUUGGUGAAGAUAUGAUCGAGAUGCUGGCAUCUGAGGAAGACAAGGAGAAGUAUGAUAGAUAUUUUCUUAGGUCUUACAUUGAAGACAACAGAAAGAUGAAAUGGUGUCCUGCUCCAGGAUGUGAGUAUGCAAUCGAUUUUGCUGCUGGUGCUGGAAGUUAUGAUGUUUCCUGCCUCUGUUCUUAUAGCUUUUGUUGGAAUUGCACAGAGGAGGCUCACCGUCCUGUAGACUGUGGUACAGUUGCAAAAUGGAUAUUAAAGAACAGCGCUGAAUCGGAAAAUAUGAAUUGGAUACUUGCCAAUUCAAAGCCUUGUCCGAAGUGUAAGCGGCCAAUUGAAAAGAAUCAAGGCUGCAUGCACAUGACUUGUACACCCCCUUGUAAAUAUGAAUUCUGCUGGCUUUGCCUUGGUGCAUGGUCAGAUCACGGGGAAAGAACCGGUGGUUUCUAUGCUUGUAACCGGUAUGAGGCAGCCAAGCAAGAGGGAAUGUAUGACGAGACUGAAAGGAGACGAGAGAUGGCAAAGAAUUCCCUCGAGAGAUACACCCAUUAUUAUGAACGCUGGGCUAGCAAUCAGUCGUCGAGGCAAAAAGCUAUGGCUGAUCUGCAGCAAAUGCAAACUGUGCAUCUUGAGAAGCUUAGUGACAAACAAUGCACACCAGAAUCUCAGCUGAAGUUCAUCACAGAGGCCUGGCUUCAGAUAAUUGAAUGCAGACGUGUCCUUAAAUGGACAUAUGCAUAUGGGUUCUACCUGCCCGAACAUGAACAUGCCAAGAGACAGUUUUUUGAGUAUUUGCAAGGGGAGGCAGAAUCGGGUUUGGAGAGGCUCCAUAUAUGCGCAGAGAAAGAACUGCAUCAGUUUCUCAAUGCCGAAGGCCAGUCCAAGGAUUUUAAUGAUUUCCGGACGAAGUUAGCUGGUUUGACUAGCGUAACGAAAAACUAUUUCGAGAAUCUAGUGAGGGCACUGGAGAAUGGUCUGGCUGAUGUAGACUCUCACGCGGCUUGUAGCAGCAAGUCAAUGAGCUCGAAAUCAACAGGUGGAUGCAGUAGCAAGACAAGAGGAGUCGGUGGUAAAGGCAAGACAAACUCCAAAGGCGGUGGGUCGGGCAGAGAUGACAACUGAUAGCCUUUCUCUCAUUGUUCUCAGUCACAUCCCUCAACGUCCAUCUUUUCCGCAGCCAUGUCAUUUUAAGCAGUGCUCCAUGUCUAGAAGAAUACGAACACGGGAAAGCAACGAAACUGGGGAAAACAUGGCCUUGCGUGUGUGCCAAGGGACGUAGGGUUUGUGAUAAAGGUACUUAGUAUGUAUAGUAUAAAACUGUCUAUCCGCAUGUUUUACUUUGAGGCGUUUGCUUUUAGUUCAAUGUCUGUGAACCAGUCCUCUUCUUCUGUCUGGUUUUUUAAGGCCAAAGAAAAAAAUAAGGAAAGGAAAAAAAAAAGCCUAUCUGCAGGUCAAUACCUUCGUCUUGCUCUCUUUGACCUAAUCUCAAGGUUUGUAACAUUGGAUUCAUGGUUUCAAGCAAGAGAAAAGAGUGGUCUCCUCAAAGCUUGUAACUUUA